AUGUCCACCAUGUCGAACGAGAUCAAACUCCUUAGUGGGAACUCCCACCCCAUGCUGGCCCAGCUGGUCGCCAACCGGCUGGGGAUAGAGAUCGCAAAGACAAUGAGUCUGAAUUACUCGAAUCAGGAGACCAGCGUGACGGUCGGCGAGUCCGUGCGGGACGAGGACGUCUUCAUCAUCCAAUCCACAGCUCCCGGCGAUAUCAAUGACGGUCUGAUGGAGCUCCUGAUCAUGAUACAUGCUUGCCGGACAGCAUCCGCACGGCGCAUCACGGCCGUGAUACCCAACUUUCCCUACGCGCGACAGGACAAAAAGGACAAGAGCCGGGCCCCCAUCAGCGCCAGGCUGAUUGCUAACAUGCUCACCACCGCUGGUUGCAACCAUGUCAUCACCAUGGAUCUACAUGCAUCACAGAUCCAAGGCUUCUUCAACGUCCCAGUCGACAACCUUUACGCUGAGCCCUCCGUCCUGCGCUGGAUUCAGGAGAACCUCUCCGUCAAGGACUGCGUGAUCGUUUCCCCCGACGCCGGCGGCGCCAAGCGCGCAACCUCCCUCGCCGACCGCCUUGACCUCCCCUUCGCCCUGAUUCACAAGGAGCGGCCCCGUCCCAACGAGGUCGGCCGCAUGGUCCUCGUCGGCAACGUCGUCGACAAGGUGUGCAUCCUGGUGGACGACAUGGCUGACACCUGCGGCACGCUCGCAAAAGCCGCUGCCGUGGUCAAGGAGAACGGCGCCCGCGAGGUCGUCGCCAUCGUCACCCACGGCAUCCUGAGCGGGCCCGCCAUUGAUAACAUCAACAAGAGCGCCCUGUCCCAGGUUGUCGUCACCAAUACCGUGCCACUCGGCGACAAGCUCGAGCGCUGCCCGAAGCUCAAGGUCAUGGACGUCAGCGGCACGCUUGCCGAGUCGAUCCGUCGGACGCACAACGGCGAGAGUGUGAGCUAUCUGUUCACGCACGUUUUCUAA
This is a messenger RNA of Cryphonectria parasitica EP155, 966 nucleotides long. RefSeq lists its product as uncharacterized. The coding region runs from base 1 to 966 and encodes 321 amino acids. The record is from RefSeq and is a predicted model, not a curated record. Gene Ontology annotation, cellular component: ribose phosphate diphosphokinase complex; cytoplasm. Gene Ontology annotation, biological process: 5-phosphoribose 1-diphosphate biosynthetic process; purine nucleotide biosynthetic process; ribonucleoside monophosphate biosynthetic process. Gene Ontology annotation, molecular function: magnesium ion binding; ribose phosphate diphosphokinase activity. The transcript has 4 exons. NCBI's taxonomy places the organism in Eukaryota, Fungi, Ascomycota, Sordariomycetes, Diaporthales, Cryphonectriaceae.